This is a messenger RNA of Gordionus sp. m RMFG-2023, 1136 nucleotides long. RefSeq lists its product as uncharacterized. The transcript has 3 exons. Lineage: Eukaryota; Metazoa; Nematomorpha; Gordioida; Chordodea; Parachordodidae. The record is from RefSeq and is a predicted model, not a curated record. Bases 98 to 1129 code for a protein of 343 amino acids.
AUUUAAAAUUCAAUUCCAAUGGAGUAAUUGCCAAUCUUCCUUUAAAUCAAUUAUGCCAUUUUCCUAAUAUAACAAGGAGUCAAAUUCUUCUUGGAUCAUGACAAAGCCCGUAGGAUACAUAUCGCUACAUUUAAAAAAGUGCCGGGUUUAUCAUUUGGUGGAACUUUACCAAAAUUUGAGCAAAAAUUUGGAGAAGAUAAGAAUAGAGGUAACUGUAAAGCAACACGAAAAAGGUACUUCAAAAUGCUUUGAGUACUCGUGUUACGGUGGGUGGAUCUAUAAUUCUGACAGGAAUAAAGCUGCUCCCAAGAAAAGGCAAAAUUUUUAUUUCGAAAUCGAACAAAUGCUCAUGUUGCCAAUUCAGGUCGGUUACUUCAAAGGCGAGAAUAAUCUGUCAACGCUCAACGAAAUUAGCAUAACCUUAAAAAUCGUUACUUGUAUGCCUUCGGCGAUGCACAAAAGAAUUUUAUUGGCAGCCGGUUCUACUCCUAUCACUAUCGGUCAAAUCGAUCAAACUGAUUCUCCUAAUGGGAGCUUCGGCAUUGAAAAAUCGAGUGACGAAAUGGGCAAAAACUUGACUUCCAAUCUAAUUACCGAAACAACUAUGAUGGGAAUUAAUAUCGCGGGGCAAGACACUAAUGCCUUGAUCAUAGGAGAAAUUGUUUUAGAACCUGCUCUUAUUGGCAGGCUUUUCGGAGAAAACAUCGUAAACGAUGAAUGCCUCUUAGCCAAAUUGGGCAAAAGGGUAUCAGCUUUCUUAGAUCUAGAUAUGGUAUUCAUUUACGGAUCAUUGGGUUGUGGUCAUUCUAAUUAUUUAAUUAGACCAUCGGAUAUCAAAUCUCAAAAAAACAGUAGCGUUUCUAAAGACGAGCGUUGUAUGAUCUCUUUCUUCCCAGGUGCCGAAAUCCCGAAGGACAGAAAAUGCCCUGAAAGUGGGUUGUAUUUACCUAAACUUACGGAACGAAACAAGAUUAGUUCCAAAGAUCCAGAGAUGACGGAAAAAAUGAAAUCUAAUUACCCUUUGAUUUAUAAAAAAUUAAACAAAUGGACAGGGAAAGGAUGGAACGAAUACAAAAAAUGUCAAUCAAGGGCAGAACGCUUAAAUUACCUGAACGCAUUGGCGAUUUAAUAUUUUU